AUGGAAACGGUCAACCAAAUGGUGGACGUGUUGUGCCAACGGUUGUCGCCCGGUCUCGUUGGGCAAGCUCGGUCACAGGCAACCGGUGUGCGACGCCGAAGGACUACUAACGAACGGGCGGAUGACGUGGAUCCGGCGCCCGGUGGUGACGAUCGGCUCGACCAGCUCGACGAUUCGGACCCCGAGAUGCAGCAGCGCGAGAAGGAGGUGAAGCGCGACAGUUCGGCCGGUAUCGACGAGAUCGAUAAGGCGCUACCAACCGAGAGUGACCUCCGAGAGCAGUGGCAGGUGGAACACGGUGGAAGUGUUGCCGAGCGAAGCGUGAUGCAAGCGGAUACACCAACGACCAAUGGCACAAAGUUGUUGCCAGGGUUGAGCGGCGGGCGGCUUGCGGAAACCGGCCCCGAAGGUCAACCGGUUCCUGCGAGCGAUCCGCCACCCGAUAACUGCCCGCUACCGGAAACGGUCCAUUGCGGCGGUGACAGUUUGAUCGUUUCGGAGGGGCCCACGAUGCGGGCGCUGGAUGCUGUUGCUGCCGGCAACCUGCCGAACGAGGAACCGGUGCACCACUCAAACGAUCGACGGUCGCCUGGACCGAUGGCCGAAGCUUCGUUUGGCAAUCAACCGGAGAAGUGUACGGUUUGCCAAGAUCCCAACGCUAGUGGCGGACGUCAGUCCAUCAGCAGUACAGCGGCGGGGGUUCCGCUGGACACUAGCCGCCACAGUUGGCACGUCGAGAACGAAACGCAAACCAACCUAACGACGGACGACGUGGAGCUAUCGGCCAUUUUCACAUCGAACACGCGUAGUCUGUGUACAUCCUAUCUGAACCUUGGUGGUGGUGCGAAGACCGGACGAAAACAAUCGUACAGUAUUGGCCGGAUCCACGGCACGUCACGAGGAGCCCACUGUUACGGCGGUGGUGCACUGCAGAAGGAGAGGCUGCGCCUCCGCUAUGGCAUCCUGCUGGCGUACGGAUCGUACUUCGGCUACAGUGAGCAGCUACUACCAGCGUCCGCAGCAACGCCCCGGCCCGGCCGGCGACGGGUUGAGAUGGUUCGGUCCCGCGAGCGAUUCACGCCACUUCGACCGGACCAGAUUGACGGCGAUUUCCCGAUGGCCGAUGGCUCCUUCUAUCCUUUCGCGGCACUAACCCAACAGAUGCCCCUGCAGCUGAGAGCCGUCUCUAGUCCAUCACUGUCGGAGGCUCCAGUCGAGACGGCGGUGCCGCACGCCGCUGGCAACGACGACGAUGGUCACCGGCAGCACGUGACCAGUUCGGCCGUUCGCCCUCCAGCACAGCACCCGCAACCGAAUGGAACGCAACCGAAGACUGCCAAAGCGCCUAGUAACAGCACCACGUCGUCCCAUCAUCAUCCUCCGGCGCAAGUGUCCGAAAGUGUUUUGCAAAAGUUUCGCAAAACGUUCUCCCAUUUUAAAACAUCCAAAACGACGGCUUCGCCGGUGAACGGUGCAGGUGUGUCGUUGGAGCUACAGACCAGCGCGGCCACUAUGAGUGUUGACGACAAGCUGCAGCAGCAGUCGACAACCACACAGCAACAGCAGCAACAGCAGACACAUCAUCAUCAUCGCUUUGGGCCACUGAUCUGGCGGUCGAGUAAGGAACGUCGCAAGACCAAGUCCCACCGGCGGGACAAAUGCAAUAGCGGCGAUUCCGGCAUUCAGGUGGAGCUGGAUAACGAUGCGGAUCAGCAGUUGUUGCUUCAGCAUCUGCAUCCUUUGGAGCACCAUCCGGAGACAAACCGCAAUGGGGUACGUUGUUUGGAGGUUUCAUCACAUUGUGGUGGUCCGGUGCGGAGAGCUAACUCGGCUAAAGUGUCCACCAACAGCGGCACCAGCAGCAUCAGUUCGUCUGCCCUACGGCACAAACUAUCGCUCAAGGGGAAGGACAAGGAGAACAUCGGCAAUGGUGGGCCACGGUUGAGCGGCAAAUCCUUAAGUCAACCGUCAGGUCUGGACUGCAUCGUCGGCACGGGCGGCACUACGGAAGAGUGCUGCGAAACGGGCGAUGGUGGCCGGCGGAGACGCCGACAGCACGGCCGCACCGCAACCACCAUCCCCACCGAGCUGGAUCUGAGCGACAGCGAAAGCAUAUCGUCGCACCCGGACGAGGACGAAGCGGUUGAUGCACGCAGCGAAGAGGACCUGCUGGAGCCCGUCUUUGCCGAGGUACUGUUCUCGUUUCGCCCCGGAGGUCCGCAGGAGCUGGCCCUCGAGAAGGGUGCCCUGAUGGAGGUGCUCAAGCGAGAACCGGGCCCAUGGUGGUGGGGCAGAAUGAAAUCCGACGCCGUUCUGGCUCGCCCGAACGGUGAGGAACACAACGGAGGGUCGGGAAAACUAGCCGACUGCGGCUGGUUCCCGAAGGACUACGUUAAGCUGCUGCCGCGGUACGGCAAACCGAAACAGAUCAUCGUCAUCAACAACAGUGACCCCGAAGACCCGAAGCAACCGUGCGGUGACGGUGAUGAUGGUGAAAGUAGUGCCUCUACGCUGAUCGAAGGGGGCACACUGAUGAGCUGUGAUAGCCGGCUGCAAGGGCAAAUGUCCACCGCCACGACGCACUCGGAGGCUGAUCCGGAGACGCCGGAUGGCACGAUCCCUAGUCACAAUCUAACGAAGGAGAACAUCAUCAAGGAGCUGCUGGAGACGGAGAUCAACUACGUGAAGCUACUGAACUCGUUGUGCUUAGGUUUCAUCAAACCCUUGCGCGAACGGGAGGACAUCUUUUCGGCGGAAAGCAUCAGCCUGAUGUUUUCCAACCUCGAAAAGAUCUGGCGAUUUCAGCAAACGUUUCUCGACGCUCUGCGGCUCGCGGUGCCAAGCAAUCGGAUCGGCGAAGUGUUCCUCGAAUAUCAAUCUGCGUUUAUGGUGUAUUCUACCUACUGCAACUCCUACCCGCGGGCGCUGAUGGAACUCGAGAACUAUGCUAGUAACAAGGAGGCCAAUCAGUUGCUGGAAAAUUGUCGGAUAGCGGAAAAUUUACCGGAAUUGCCACUGUCGGCACAUCUGCUGGCACCGAUCCAGCGAAUAUGUCGAUACCCGUUGCACCUGAGCGAACUAGUCAAACACUCGCCCACCCGGAAGGAGCUGCUGCCAACGCUGAACCUGCGCAAGUGCACCAAAUCCGAACUGGAAACGAUGGACUGCAAGGAGGUGUUUGAAAUGGCCCUUUCGGCAAUGCGCCGCGUCACGGAGAUGGUCAACGAAGGGAAACGACACAGCGAAUAUCUGUCCCGCAUCCAGGCACGGUUCGAAAACUUCCAGGGCCCGUCGAUCAAUCUGCACAGCACGCGGCUGUUCCUGCAAACCGACGCCAUCCGGAUGUCGCCCAACAUCUGGAACAACACGUACACGCUGUUCCUGUUCGACCGGCAGCUCAUCUACUGCAAGAAGGAUCUGCUCAAGCGCACCAACUACAUCUACAAGGGUCGCAUCUUUCUCGACAACUGUCGCAUCCUGAACCUGCCGGACGGCAAAAUGUUUGGCGUGACGCUCAAGAACGCCCUGCGUCUGUACUGUGACACGCGCAACAAGUGGUUCGACUUCUGCUUCCGCAGCAGCAGCAGCAAGCUGCGGUUCCUCAACACGCUCUCGACCGAGCGCCAGUUUUGUGGCGAAAGUUUGUUCGUAUCGGAACUGGACGGUGGUGGGUCGGGUUCGUGUUUCGAGGACGACAACCUGUCCGACCGGGAGUACUUCCCGUACGUGGACGACAGCCGGGACGGGCUGAUGACGGGUUCGGCUGGCGCUAGCGAUGGCACUGACCCGUGGGAACUGUCCGACGCGACGGGUAGUGGCGGGUACCGGCCUUCGAUGGCCAGCAGCGUCUGUUCGGUGGGAUCCGGCCACUACAACACGCAGAACCACAGCAAAGAAUCUCACCCCAAACAGCCGAUGAUGGGCCCACCGGGGGCCGCCGGUGGCAACACGUUGCCGAAAAAGUCUCGAAAGAUGCCCAAAGAAGCGGUCCUCCAGCAGCAGCAGGCGGAGUUCGGGUCGAACUCCCUCGGCCGACGGAAGCUGGGUAACUGGUUCCGGAAGGCCAAGAGCACCAACAGCACACCCUCGCAAAGCCCUACCCACCAUCCGAUGGCAAUGUCACUGGCCGCCAUCAGCAGCACGGCCAACAAUCAGUCCGAUAGCUCAUCCCAAAGCAGCCUGGUGACCGGGUUGGGUUACCAGCAACGCACGCUCUCGACACUCAGCAACAACAGUACGGCGGCCGCCACGAAAGGUAAACCUCUGCUAGACCCAUCACCACCGCCAACAACGGCAGCAGGAUCGGCCCCUCAGCCUCAGGCGGCAUCGUCCUCCUGAGGGUGCGAGACUACCUUGCUCUAGGAGCGUGGUGCUGCUCGAAGCAGCGAGCGACCGUUGUGAACGUUGCACCCCAGUAGCCUUAGGCUGCCCAUCAUUCGCACACAUCCCUUCACCCGGGGGUUAGCUUGGUUACGUCAUCGCCAUCUUGGUACCAAACGAACGAAAUGUAAUCUCGAAACACACGCGCGCUGUAGUGGGGGAUGUUGU
Molecule: messenger RNA, 4548 nt
Organism: Anopheles bellator
Lineage: Eukaryota; Metazoa; Arthropoda; Insecta; Diptera; Culicidae
Gene: RhoGEF3
Exons: 12
Coding region: 1-4338 (1445 amino acids)
Cellular component (GO): cytoplasm
Molecular function (GO): guanyl-nucleotide exchange factor activity; protein binding
Source: RefSeq, a predicted model, not a curated record